Messenger RNA from Daphnia pulex (common water flea), 971 nucleotides. RefSeq lists its product as uncharacterized. The transcript has 3 exons. Bases 299 to 817 code for a protein of 172 amino acids. NCBI's taxonomy places the organism in Eukaryota, Metazoa, Arthropoda, Branchiopoda, Diplostraca, Daphniidae. The record is from RefSeq and is a predicted model, not a curated record.
UCUUUAAAAUGAUUUAGCCAUUUUCUCCGGAUAUGUCCAUUUAGACAUAGGGAUCAGACCGAUCAGUAAUUUUUAUUAAUCAUCAUGAUUGGCUGUUCGGAAUCAGUUGAAACUUUGGACGCAGCAAAUCAUUCGCGCCACCUGGAAAUUCAUUGCCAAACGGAUAGUAAGGCGAUAACAAUCGCAAGUUCGCAAUCAGUUCUCAAAAGUAUUCGGUCGUGCAAGGUUUUGUUUUCAAACUCCCGUCAUUUGAUUACCUAUAGUUAUCAAGUUUCUUCAAGUGAGCAUCGUCAUCAGAAUGAGCGUAAUAGUCAAUCAAUGUGGUUUCUCUCUACAAACUGGUACCAAAAUACUUGGAUGGCUUUACUUGAUAGGUGGAUUCUUACUUAUGUUUCGGAUUGCAAUGAUGAUGCCUUACCAUCCAGAAACCAAUAUUUUAAUUGGUUGGAUGGUUGGCUCGGUUGUUUGGAUCGCAGUCAACAUCCUGGUUUUAUUUUCCGCCCAUAAGAAUAGCAGGCCCAGUCUUAUGUUACCUUGGCUUAUUUGCAAGGCCGUAUUAAUACUUGUAGGUAUUGGCCUAGAAGUAGUCUUGUCCAUAUCUUUAAUAAUGGAAUACCAACUUGAUGACGCCGACCAAAGGGUUAUUAGCUUUGGAAAGGAAAUUGAAAUCCUCUUCUUUUUUGCCUUCGGAUUCGCCCUUGGCAUCUACUUCUGGUUGGUCGUCUAUAGCUACUACCAACAGCUGAAAGAAGAGCUAUCGUCGUCAAAAAAAGACAAAUUUAAAUUUUCCAAAUUCAAUUCCAGUAACGACGUUUAGUAUAGUUUGACUGGUUUGACGCUGCCAAAUGUGGGUAGCGAACAGAUUUUUGUGUUUUUUGUUUGUUUGUUUGUUUUUCAACUGAUCAAUUGGAUUUUAAUUGGUGCAAAUCACUGAGUUGUAAUCUCCCAAAAUACAAGAAGUGAAACCCAGA